AUAAACUUCACCUGUUCAAAUGCAUUUCUCCUGGUGAAGAGCUUAGUACUAUGAUUCUAAUGGACCAUGGUGUAUUGAUGUUUGCUCGUAAAGAAGAACUGCAGUACCGCACAUGUCAACUCUUUUUUUUUUUGUCUCGAGGGACUUCCUCCUCAUUAGAGCCAAGAUGUGGUCAAGUGAAAUCCAAAGUGGAAACGCAUGGCUUAACUCCCUGCCAGACCAAUCACAUAGAUCUAGUUCCUCCCUCCACGUCCUGAGUAGCCACGAGUGUUUCGUGUUACUUUGAAACUGGACUUUAGUGUUUUUACUUUUAUUUGAGAGAUUUCACUUACAUUGUUGACCCUGCUGAGAGUGGACACGUUCGAUAGUCAAACUAUUUUUCUGUUUAUCAAUGUCGAAUUGAGCUAAUCUGUCUUAACUUGACAUCGUGAUGUUUCUUUGUUCAUGACACGCUGAUGUUGUGCACAGACUUUUGACAUUUGAAUCGCCGUUUAGAACUAGAUGCCAGCCAUGUGAACAAGGUCAAAACGUGAUGAGCACGCCUAUUCACGGCAACUCACCUCAAGGGGACACAAAAACAAAGACUUUGGAAUAUAGCGGUGAAGGCGACGCACCAAAGCAGGAUGAAUUGACGAUCGAAGCUGGCUGACUCCAUGGGUGCACUGUGGUCGUACUUCAGGCUGUUUCAGCCGCAUCGUUGCCGGUUUUGGCCUUGCCUGAUUACCCUGGCCCUGACCAUCGUGUUCCUCCAGCUGAUUCACAUGGCCCUGCUUUCUCGCCUGGAAGAGAAGGAAGCCCGCAUGAGGGAGACCAAGUCUGUCGGGCGUCAACUCCAAGGAAGAAUGUUCAAGAAUGUCCUCGGGGAGAUGUUGGAACGCGUAAGGAACUCGUACCGCUUCGACAAGAGCGGCACCUACCACGUGCUCGACAAUUUCCUGACUUCGGAGCACGUCGUCCUGGGGCGCGGAGAAUACGACGUCAGCAUCGCCACGCACAGCUCGUCCGGCAAUCUUGCCCACCUGGUCGAGCUCAGCGAAAGAUGGCGGGGUCCCAUCUCGGUGUCGGUUUUCACUUUCGACGAUGAUUUCGCCCAGACCGUGUCAAGUCUUGUCCACUAUCACUUCUGCAACGACCACAUUUACCGCCACGUCAGCUUUCAUCUCGUGUAUCCCAUUAGCCGGGCCCCGAAGCACUUAGACGCCCUUUCUCAGAUGACGCUCUCUUGCUUGGAUUACGCCCACGCCCAUCUCGUAGUGGCCCCCAUCCCAUCUCUUCCAAACUAUGCAAACAAAGACUUGGACUACCCCAACAACCUGCUCCGAAAUCUGGCCAUCAACUACGCCUUGACUCCUUACAUCUUCAUGGUCGACGUGGACAUGGUUCCCUCAGAGAACCUCAGAGUGCUGUUCCAUUCGUUGAUGACGUCUGACAAUCACGGUCUGGUUGAUCGCUCCGCAAACGGCACCGAAGGCGCUCAUAGGCCAAUAUCACCUCAAAAGAAAGACCAGUCGCACUCUGCGUACGUAGUGCCGGUCUUCGAGAUCCAGGGCUCUUCAACCGUGCCAAGAACUAAGUCCGAGCUUCUUGACCUAUGGCGGAAGGGUCUGGUUCGGCCUUUUUACUGGGAGGCUUGCGAGAAAUGCCAGAGACCCACAGACUACGAACGCUGGAAGUCUUUAGAAGACUUUGGCUUCGUUCGGAUAGGUUAUCAGGUGACCAGAGUGGAUCCCUGGGAGCCAUUCUACAUCGCUAAGACCUCUUUGCCUUUGUACGACGAGAGAUUUAAACAAUAUGGAUUUAACAGAAUUAGCCAAGUCUGCGAGAUGCAUGUUGCUGGCUUCGACUUCUACGUUCUUGACAACGCUUUCCUCGUCCACAGGGGCUUCAAGGUGAAGGACGAGUUUCACUCCAGGAAGGACGCCGAGAACAGUCGAAAUCUUCUGCUUUUCCGGAAGUUCAAGGAGGAGCUGAAGGUCAAGUACCCGAAUGUCUCGCGCAGAUGUUGAACUUAAGUGGAACCACUCUUUAGGGCAAUGUUAUCGGACUGUCUUUAAGUUUUCACUAACAAAGAUAACAUGACAUUGGAGUGAAGUUUCAAAACAUUCUCCUGUAUUUCUCCAAUUAGCUUACCCUGACAGAUGAUGACAUGUUUGGUAUCAGUGAUGUACUUAAUGAUUGUGUUCCUUAAGGGCAGAAUCAAGAAGGAACUAAGAAACAAGUAUUUUAGUUAUAGUAAUUCCGAAUCGGCCACCAAAUCACGUAUUUAUACACUUUAUAUCUAUAUAUAUACAUGGCCAUCACAGAAAGCCAACUUUUAAGGGCGUUCAUUUCGUUGAUCUACGUUAUCGGUCCCCGCACAAUGAAGCAAUACAUUUGUGAAAGCUCCAUGUUCUUCAUGUUCUCGGGGAUUCUUUCGCAGUCAGAAACAUUUUUACAUUCAAGAAUUUAUUGAAAUCCUUGGGACUCCCUUCUCGUUUCUCUUCCUUGAGAUGAGGACUACCAAAAAAUUCCGUUUUAGUCGGAGCUUUUUCUUUUUAAUGUAGGGGAUCACUGACAUGUACAGUUCCUUCAUAUCCCUCUCUCAUCCCCCCCCCCCCCAGCCAACUGAUAUUGACACAACAUAACUGUGUCCAUCCAGUAGGGAUAACCCAAGGCUGUUGUAAUAAUUGUGCAAUAGUUGAUCACUAGCAUACUUUUUUUUUUUUUUGCUUCACUUAGUCUUGAGCAAUUCUGUUGAAAGAAUUUGUUUUAGUUUCUUUGAUAUCUAGUACUUAGUAAACCAAGGUUUGACAGGUAGAGCUAGAUAGUAACAACUUUGAUUUUGAAGUUUUUUUAUUUAAUGUUUCACUCUGAUAACACUUAUUAACACUUAUUAUUGCAGUCCAAAAAUCCAUGAGUAAAAUCCUCCUCAUUGUUACAGACAUUAAUCUUCAUUGAACCAAUUGUAUUGUUUUGUGUGCAUAAUACACUCUGGUAACUGCUACGUAAUUCUGGCCUGUAAAUCUUUCACAUAUUUCUUUGAAGUCAUUCAUAAAACACAUAUAUAGAAAACUCUGUGUAUGUGUGUGGGUGUGGGGUGGGGGGGUAUUGUUUUGACUAUGUGUGUGCUCUGACCGAUCGUUGCUAUCUGGUCACCACAAGGCCUCUCCUUUAAUAGAGCCUGUCUCACCGCUUUGUCACCCCAAAGCAGCCAUGAUGAUGUGUUUUUUUAUUCCAAUAAAUAGAGCAAUAGGGAGCCUCAGUGAUGAAGAGCAAGGGGAGGUCAUUGUAAUUUGCAAUGUAUUAUAUUCUAGUCAAGUUAUGGAACCUAAUGAAUCACAACCAAUUUUAACAUAAUGUUUGCGUAUACCAAAAGUUUAAUUUAUUUUGUACAUCUAUUGUUGUAAUCAAAUAUGCCAAGACAAUUUCAGAGUAAUAUCAGUAGGCUAGUGCUUCUCACUACUCACUCUCUACUAAAUUGUUUUUUUUUCAAAUUAGUUGGUUUUCUUUGACUUAAGUUUAAAUGGAUAUAUAUAUUUUAAAAAGCAAUUAGCUUUUAUAAGAGAAAGAAUUGCACAUUUACAGCAUAUAUGUCAAUAUUGUAAGAUUUAUUUCCUUUUUACAUCAAGGAAAAUUAAUUACCAAUAAUUGAUUAAUUAAGUUGUUAAUUCUCUGAUUGAUUGAUAAUUGUGCAAAGUUUCAAUUUAAUCGAAAAUGGGAAGUGGGAGAAAUAACGUGUACACACAUGUGACCAGACAAGACAGAGAGAGUGAGUUGAUCGAAGCUGUGUACACAUUGUUGGAAAUAAAUGUGUCAUCAAAAUUUCAGGAAUGUGAGUUGAAUGAAAUGUGUGUAUGUGUUCUUUGUCAGGGAAGUGGUGUAUGACUUUGUGUGUGUGUGUGCUUUUUGUCAGUAUAAAUAAGGAAGUGAAGUAACAUGUCCUCUAUGUUUGAAUGUGUAUGACUUUUUGUGUGACAAAAAUAUUCUGAUAGAAUUUUCUUUGGUUUCCAAUGACAUGAUGAUUUUUACAUGAAUUUUGUAUUUUGUUGAUAAUGUGUAAUCAUCUCAUGUUGCCAUGCAGACUCAGAAUUAAAGUAACAAAUUUUGUGACUACUUGAAGCUCUGACACUUGUAUGACAUUUUGUAUGUCUACUGUUUCAUCCAGUUGUUGCCUUCUUUUGAGAUUAUCUUUUUGUGUGUUUGAUAUGUUUUCAUGUAAUAAUGUAUGUAUUCAACUAAUAAUAAUGUUGUAUUCUUUGAUGUACUAUUGUGUGUUUUGAGUGUGCUGGCUUACACUGGAAUGUGUAUUUUGAGUUAUUUUUUUUUAAAAGAAAUAUUGCUGGCAGUGUGACAUGUUUUGAUAGUUGUAUCUAUGUACAAACAAGUCGAAUGAUGGAUACGAGCCUUCUUAAUUGAAAUAUUUGCUUCAAAAUUCCUUGACAUUGAUUGAUUAUUAGAAGUACAUUUCUAUCAGGGUACAACUGUGUUGGUUCAACUGUGGUCCAGUGUAAAUAUUUCUUGGUGAAGUGCAAUGACUAGUGGCCAUCACAUGAACACUUAACGGAAUGAGGCGCUAGAAUAAACAAUCCUCAAACUAUUAUGGCACUAGGAGCCAACUUUUUAAAAUUUUGUUUCUAUUCGAAUUCCGUCUUCAAGUCCGCAGCCAGCUCAGUUCAAUGUAAAUGAAACAAAAUGUUUAUUGUCCCAUCUCUUUGUUGGACUUCUGUUAAGGGUUCUGCUUCUACAGACUUGAAGCUUACCAAUAGUGAACACGAGUCUGACCAUAUAUAUUUGUAUACAAGAUCAUUUUCAGAUUGUUGUGUUUUUUUUCAAUGUAUUAAUAAAAACGUGUUUUAUUAGAACUACAAAUAACACAAAUAAAUUGAAUGAGAAUGAGGAAGUGAAAUCAAAUUUUCUAGAGAACUUUUUUUUUUAAAAUAGAAAACUGAUGAAACAGGAAAUACGUAUGUGGUCAACAGCUAGACAUAAAAUUGUUCUCAGGGUCUCAGAAGUUUCUCCCUUGUUGCAUUUCUAACCAUCUGAAUGCAUUACGUCCACAUGGAGCCAGAAUCUAGUCUUGUAUUUGUAUUAUUAGUAUCAUUAUUAUUGUAUCUGUGUUCUAUCUAGGGACCACUCCAAGACUACAACAGAACACCAUCAUCAUUUCCCGACGUCACGAAGUGUGUACAUGUAGGGCAUUAGGUCAUUUUGUGGUCACUCACGGAUUAAAAAUUAUGUAUUCUAUAAAUAGCAUGCGAAAGGAAAAAAAUAUUUUCUAUUUCGCACUUGCCAUCUUCUAUUUUCAUUAUGUAUCUAGAACAUUUCUAAAGUGAUAGAUUUAUACCCUAUAUCUUCUCCACCUCUGACUGAGAACUCUAUCAAUUCAAACCCCAGGUUUAUAGGUCAGCAGACGUACAGUGCUUAAUGACAUGUCAAGGAUACACAGAAGCGCUGGUAGAGAAAACUUCUUAUGACAAUAAAAGCGACUUUUUCAAAUUGUGUUCCUCUAUAAAAGUCUGUUUAUUGAUGUCUUUUUUUUUUCUCAAGUACUGAUUGUAUCUGAUGGCUUACAAUAACAUUUGUUUUAAUGAUUUGACAGUGUACAAAGUAAUUUGUUGGUCACUUUUCACUGGAAUCUUGUUUUUUUUUUAUUCUUUCUUUUGCGAUGUCAGUUUGUUAUUUUCUUUACGUUUUGUACAAGCAACCAAUAAACUCUUUGAUCACAUGA
This is a messenger RNA of Biomphalaria glabrata, 5707 nucleotides long. Its product is annotated as beta-1,4-glucuronyltransferase 1-like. The transcript has 3 exons. Gene Ontology annotation, molecular function: glucuronosyltransferase activity. NCBI's taxonomy places the organism in Eukaryota, Metazoa, Mollusca, Gastropoda, Planorbidae. Bases 654 to 2006 code for a protein of 450 amino acids. The record is from RefSeq and is a predicted model, not a curated record.